CUCUCUCUCCCCCCCUCUCUCUCUCUCUCUCUCCCCCGUCCCCUCCUCCUGUUUCGAAGCGAUUUUUUUCGCCAUCUUAGUUUUAUUUUGGUCACGAUGCAGAGGUCGCCAUGAUGAAGAGGCCCCUUAGUAACGCGAUGCCCUGCGACAACCCGGUUGGCACAACCAGCCCCGCCGUCCUCCCCGCUGAGCCGCUGGAAGCCGAUGCUAGAGAAUCCAGACAUGGAGAAGAAGUCUGCGCGUUCCUCCUCGGCGGGGCCCGGCAAGGCGCCGCCCUCCGAAUGUAAAGCCAAGCCAGACGGUAAAGGUGGAAAUGGAUCAAGACGCUACAACAAAAAACGAGACCCAACUUUUCCCAAAAACGAAAAUGUAUGUAACCAGGCCCGCCGCCCCAACCCACAGAAAAGCAAAGCUUUUGACAAGAGACCUCCAGCUCGCGGUGGCAACAAAUCCUUUAGCACUUCUGGUAAUGGUGGGAGACGAGAAGAGGUAGCAGAGGUGCAAAGGGCAGAGUUUGGUCCUGUCCAAUUUACUGGUCCGAAGAAAAUAAGCCUAAACCACUUGUUAAAUUUUACAUUUGAGCCACGUGGACAGUCUGGCUUUCACUAUGAUGGUUGUGUCAAUGGAGGCUGGGGAAGAAGAAAUAAGUGGGGACAUAAGCAUAAGCCCUUCAACAAAGAACUGUUUUUGCAGGCCAACUGCCAGUUUGUGGUCUCUGAAGAGGAAGACUACACAGUUCACUUUGUGGAUCCGGAUAUGUUAGUGAACUGGGAUUUUGUACAGCAGGUCCGUAUUUACAGUCACGAAGUUCCUUCAUGCCCAAUCUGCCUGUAUCCUCCGACUGCUGCUAAGAUAACUCGCUGUGGUCAUAUAUAUUGUUGGGCAUGUAUCCUCCACUAUUUAUCUCUGAAUGAAAAAACCUGGGGCAAGUGUCCUAUCUGCUACGAGGAAGUGCAUACGAAAGACCUCAAGAGUGUUGUUGCUAUGGAGAGCCACCAGCACAGCGUGGGGGAUACGAUAACCAUGCAGUUGAUGCGCAGGGAGAAAGGCGCCCUGAUUGCUUUACCCAAAUCCAUGUGGAUGAAAGUCGAGGAACCAAUUCGCUUGGGAGAUGAAGAACACAGCCAGUAUUCUAAACUGCUCUUGGCUUCAAAGCAGCAAGUCCUGAAGUAUGUUAUUGAAGAAGAGCGAGCAGCUUUGCUCAGACAGUACGAGGAAGAGAAGAGUACACCUGAAGCUUGUUUUAUUGAAUCCGCAAUCGAGGAGCUUAAGGAUCGAGAGCAGGAUUUGUUGGGCUCUCCCUUUGCUUCAGAGGAGGACGUCCUUAGCCCAUUUGUUAAGCUUGAGGAUCUGACCAUUUCAGAUCAGUUUGUAACUACCGUGACUGAAACCCUGCCUGUCUCGGCUAAGUCCCACCAUGUGUUGGCAUAUUCAAAUGCAUUUGAUGACCAAAUUGACAAUGAGCCUCAAGAGGAGGAGCCCUUAACUACACACUGCCCUAUGUUGGAGGACUCGGCCACCAUCCCUGAAUGUGGCAAUAGUGAGGAGAUAGUGGAGGGAGCUUGUGGUGGAAGCCAACCUGUAUUGACUCAAUGUGGCCCACCAGCUGAGGACAUCAGAGGAAGCUCAUCAACAACCUACUAUUACUACUUUUAUCAAGCGGAGAAUGGGCAACACAUGUUUCUGAAUCCCGUUAAUGUCCGAUGUCUAGUGAGGGAUUACGAUAGCCUGGAGUGCUGUCCUGAGAAGAUUACCGCUGAAGUGGUUGAGAUUGUUGGCCAUUCAAUAACCGAGGACGUACGCCGACGGCAUCGUUACUUGAGCCACUUGCCGCUCACCUGCGAGUUCAGUAUUUGUGAAUUGGCUCUGAAGCCUCCCGUGGUGUCUAAGGAAACAUUGGACGCUUUUUCAGACGACCUUGACCGAAGGCAGCGUCUCCGUUUGAAGAAGGCUCGGGAUGAACGCCGGCGAGAGCGGCGGAUUGAGAUGGAAGAGAACGAAAAGCAAGGCCGAUAUCCAGAAGUACACAUCGCCCUCGAAAACUACCAGCAGUUCCCAGCAUUCGGUUCUUCUUCAGAGAAUAAAGCAUUUGUUGGUCUUACAACCAGCCUGGAUCCUGACUCCCAGCCUUCAGGUCUUUCACUCUACAGUGCCCUCAGCAGGAGCCCUGGAGCCUUCACUGAAUCCUCACCGAGUCCAUCUCCUUCAGUGUUUACUCCAGGAAGUCCUUCUUCCUGUGUUGGAAGUCCAGAGGAUGAUGCUCAUUUUCCAUCAUUUGCACAGAUGCUGAAGGAUGGGAGAGCUAAAGCAGAAGUGUGGCCCAAAGCGACUCCAAGAAAAGAACCCAGUGUGAUGCCAGCACCCCCAACAGACAGCGAUGGUGAGAGUGAUCCCUCAGACCGUGCCCCGGUGCCCAGCUUCCAGAAUUCCUUCAGUCAGGCAAUGGAGGCUGCGUUCCUCAAACUCGAUAAAGUUGCAACUCCGGACACUUGUGCAGAAGAGAAGAAUGGGAAAAAGAAGAAAAAGAAACAAAAGCUUCUCUUCAGCACUUCAGUUGUUCACACAAAGUGACAGGCAGCCCCUGCCCACAUCUACCCCUUCUCUGCUGUCUGGGUGACCACGUUUCUGUUGCUUUUAUUUUGCUGCUAUUAGUUUGUUACUGGAUCUGUAAAAUCUUGGUUUUGGUUGUACUUCAUACUCACCCAAUAGAUUACAGUGAAGGCACUUGAGUGGUUUGUCAAUGGAGCAGUUUGCCUCCUGCGUGUCGAUGUAUUCCGGUCUAACACACGGCUACUUUUUUUGUGGUUAGGCACCAUAACGCAUUUUGUAUAGCUUGUUUUCAAUUGAAAGGGAAAUUACAGUAAAUCCCGAGUCAGUGUUGAAAUUUGACGUUCCCGGUUGUGCGGAAGUUGCAUUAGUCUGUGAAUUUAUUUCCUCAUAAUCAUUCUCGGGCCCUGCAAAUUAAUUCAUACAUGGCUUAAUAUUUCUUGUUCAACUACAUCAGAUGUUGCUCUUCAUUCUUCCUUUCCCCACCCACUCCCCAUGGGAGUACACACACACAAUUUUAUUUUUUACCGGCCCAGCUAGCAAAGCAAACUUAAGAAAGGCAAGUCUGCUCAUCCAUCUUAUUGUGUUCAGAAUGUAGGGAGGGAUAUUGUCUAUUCUAGCAUUAAUUUCAACCCCUGCGGCCAUAAUAUUGGGUGGUCAUGUGUCAGUGAGUGACAGAACAAAUUCACAGUAUAACUGGAGUUUCUCUUUAAAGCUUAAUUUGAAAUGUGCUGAGGCCUUUUAAGAAAGUGAAUGUUUAAAAAAAGAGAGAAUCCAUCUCAGAACGAAGUAAUGUGUUAAACUUUGUAUAUCUAUCCUUUGUUUUACUUUAUUUGAAUUGGGGCAGCAGAAUAAUAGAUGCAAUAAAGGAUUCUUACGCACA
Messenger RNA from Callorhinchus milii (elephant shark), 3430 nucleotides. RefSeq names its product ring finger protein 10 (gene rnf10). Gene Ontology annotation, biological process: positive regulation of transcription by RNA polymerase II; positive regulation of myelination. Lineage: Eukaryota; Metazoa; Chordata; Chondrichthyes; Chimaeriformes; Callorhinchidae. The record is from RefSeq and is a predicted model, not a curated record. The transcript is spliced from 17 exons. Bases 205 to 2571 code for a protein of 788 amino acids. Gene Ontology annotation, molecular function: transcription cis-regulatory region binding; metal ion binding.